AUGUGGUGCAUCUUCUGCUGCUCUAUGUACAUCCCCGCUUUAAAACAGAUUAUCUUGCCAAGAAUGGUGCUUGGUUCUGAAGGCAAGGUACGCCACGAUGUCAUCAUCUCCGACAUGGUUUUCUCUGGCAAUGCAUCAUUGACAUGGCAUGCUAUUGAAUAUGGCUUGGAAUUUUUAAAUAAGGGUCUGGACUCUGGAGUGACAAUUGGAUACCAGAAGACUUUGCUGGCGCUGGUGCCGGUGGCUUCUGAUGGGAGUUUGCCGGCGCAACCUGCUGCAGCAGUACUUCGUACCUGCAAAUGUGGAGGCGAAAAUGAAAAUUCGGCCUUCCGCUCGACACACGAUGAAAACUUCCUCGCCUGUCACCUGAUAAAAAUUCUGGUGUUCUCUUCAGUCCGAGGUGCCUACAAGUUAGCACUGAAUUUCAACUUCUUUGAUCAGGGAGUCGGGGGUCCUAGUUCGAGUCCAGAUAGGUCUGCUCCAAGCUGGGAUUUAAUGUUGAAGCCUCCAGUUGCUCAAAAGAUUUCUACCUUUGCUUGGAAGCUUCAGCACCAGGCCGGAAUGGCCGCUGCAGCUAUCCCAGGUACAAUGGGUGACGAUGGUUAUAAAUUUCUAAUGCAAAAGCCAGCGCCUCCUGUACGACGGUACAUGAAUCCCGUUGAUUUCUCUGAAUCCCGUCAAGGUUCUAUUUGCUUUUUUUGCACUGAAAUCUGGAGGGGUUGA
Triticum turgidum subsp. durum (durum wheat) is the source of this 723-nucleotide messenger RNA. Lineage: Eukaryota; Viridiplantae; Streptophyta; Magnoliopsida; Poales; Poaceae. The record is from the annotation of a GenBank genome assembly.